AUCAUGUUCUUGUAGAUAGAUCUAUCAAUACAACCUUCAACUAUGCUACAAUAACUACCAUAUGUAAUAUAAAUGUAGCUAGCUCCUCCCACACGAAUACAACAGAUUAACCAUCCCACAGUAUGUUGGGGGUCCCGGGCUGAUCGGCCCUUUCUACCAGCGCUGGUGGUGAUUGAGCUCUUUUGCCCCAGUAGCCUACAGUGUAAGGACUGUUUCAUAACGUAACGUAACAGGCAUCACAAUACCAUAGUUUCCGCAAACCUCAGUCUCAACUCAACAGCCUCAACAUCGCCAACCUCAUCUUCAAUCUUUGGGGCUUCAUUCAAACUUCCUUUUCCACUUUCAUCAAUAUCAUCUUCUAUCUCUUAUUAUCUUAUCUCUUCUACUUACUCAGCCCUUUUUCCACUUCUAAAUCCACUUUCCCUUGCCAGUCCAGUACUCCUCUCUCUGCUCUCUGCUCUCUAUUUCUCUUGUGCCCCGCACAUAAUCCCCCCACCACCCUUACACAGCUCUUUAAGUUCGGGUUUUCAGCCAUUCCACCAUAGCCCGGGAGCUUAGAGCUAGCUACUUUCCUUGACCCCGCUGCGCUGCCCUCUCCUCUGCUGCCCACUACUGUCUGGUCUGUCCCUUAUCUAUUGCCCUCUCUUGGCGGACUGCGGACUCGGGCUAUCAUUCUACGUAACGGCCUUUGGUGUUACGGCCUAUUUGUUGCCUUGCCACCUCAUUCCUUGUCCAAAUAACUCCCUUCCUCCAGGCCUCCAGACCUCGCAGUCCUUUCUAUUACUCACCUUUUUUCCUUGUGAUAUUUCAUCGUGCUUUUGUCACCUCAUGCCCAGUGGUGACAUACACCACUUAAGUCAUGUAAUUGGUCUCCGGCAUCUUUGCCUCGAGCACACUUCUUAAGCUUUCUGAAUUGGCUUCGCUGUUUAUUUGUCCUCUUCCGCUUACCUCCCCUCAAUCAAGGGAGUUGAUCCAACCGUCGGGCGCUUUGUUUUCUCUCUACGCCUUCCUUACCGUGGAUUGAGCCCUUUCCUGUUUUAAUUGAUCGUCUCCCUUCUGCCAUGUCCCAAAACCCUUCGAAUUCUACCUCUUCCGGCCCUUCCGCUCGGCCUCGGGGUCGUCGUGCCUCCGUUGCCUCUGCUGCAUCCUUCUCAGAGCUUUUUGCAAGACCCGGCAACGCAGGCCUUCCACAACCACCGCCAACCGCUGCCGUAAAUAUUCCCGGCUCAAUCAUGUCAUCUGCAAGUGCUCAGGCACAGCAACGCCGCCGCAUGUCGAUUACCACGCUAGGCCUCUCGGGGUCUCCAACUCAACAAUCAUCUCCCUUUGGAAGUGCCCCUGCGGGUAUGCGUCGUGGGAGUAUCUCGAGCUCCGUGAUAUCCGGUUCGCCUACACGGGAAGACUCUGUGCUAGAAGAGAACGGAAAUGACACCCCGAUAACCUCGCCUACAUCCCCAUUUCCCCAUCGUGUCUCGUUUGGAGCUCAGGCAUUCCGCGAUCGCGUUGGGAGUGCAAGUGCAAAUGGUAGACACCCAUCCGGAAUUUCUGCGGUGGCAGAACAGCGAGCUCCGUCCACCGCCAGCAGCACAUCCUCCACGGGCAGUGCUGGUAUUUCGGUUGCUGCAAGUACGCAUAAAACAAUUCCCCAGAACAAUAGAUCUAACCCCUCUUCUUGGCGCCCUAUAGGCGAAGGCUUUAAUUGGCCAGAAGCCCUCCGGACACGCGCGGAGCGCGCUCCUUCGUUUGGAAGCUUCCCUCCGACGUCUCCCACUGCUGGUUCCCAUGGAUCGCCACCUUCGUCUACUCCACAUUCCAAGCAUCACCAGCGAGCAGCUUCCAUUGCAGCAAUGGAACAACCCAUUCAAGAUAUUCGUGAUACCCACAAGCGGCAACAGAAACAACAACAGCGAAAGCCAAAGCCAAAACCCGAUUACUUCCAGGAGAAGAUACUUAGGGGUGACUUUAUGGACUAAGGUCUGCUUUGCCUUCUUUCUAUUUUAUUUUUGUUUUAUAAUUUUUUAUUAUUUUUAUUAUACGAAUACAACCUUCUCUAUCUGUUGUGUUUUCUAUAGCCACUUUUUUCGUUUGGCCCGCCAGACCCAGGAAUGAAGCGAGUGAAUGGAGACGAGAAUCAGAGCGAAGGGGAUAAACCCUUCUUUUGGGGAAUGCUGCCACCCGUGUCGAGGUUCCUUACGCGACAUGUCUUAUUUCCUCAAUUAUCUCUUCUCCAGAUAAUAAUAAAAUAGCACUGUUUGGACUGGUCAAAAACCCUAACGCCCCUUCACUGUUAUCCAAGUCUGUCCUCAAAACCUUCCAAAAAUCCAUCACUAGCUAUCCUCUAUGACAAUUCAUCGCCUCGUCUUGAUUUCUUGUCUCUAACUGCGUUGGCCAGUUCCAAGACUUAGUUAGGGCUGAGAGACCUGCCCGGUUUACUAGUACUAUUGGCGUAAACAUAAAAUCCGGCAGGGCUGUCUCUCCAAUUUUGCUAUUGCAUUUCUUUGGGGCGCAUCGGUUUCUGUCGAGAUUUAUCUUCUUCUAUGCGUUCCUCCCAACUCUUUUUUUUGUGGCUAUCUAUUUCACAAGGCGGGACUGAAUUGUAGCUUUUGUCUGGACCGGAUUUAUGACGGCGCAGUGGUUGAUUCUUACGUACCUUACUUAUUUCUUCCCUCUUCGAAAUGCAUCUUCCGCUAUCUCUAAGACUACGUUUUCGCCAUUUCACUAGUUAUAUUUUCUAUUUUGCCCUUUUUAUUUCCUACGAAGAAAUCAAAUAAAUAUGAAUGUAUAUAUAUAUUACUACCUGUAGCUAGGUGUAGAACACGACAUCAAUCCACCUUGGUGUGGGGACAUUCUAUCCGAUCACAGAUGUAUAGAACAGAUUGGCCCAAACUUCAUUGAAGUAAAUGUACAAGGGAAUCCCCAUUUGAUGAAGCGAUGAUUUUAGUCUAUGAUAAUAGAAAGCAAAGGAGAACCGAACCCCUUGGAAGGAAAACGAGGGUUAUUAAAUUUGACUAGCUAGCUGAGGUACUUUCAAGAGAGGGAGAAUAAAAAACGAAACAAACCAAAAUAUGCAGCAAGUGAAGUUGGACUUAGCCGCUUGUCAACGAAAGAAAUAGGGCAGAGAGAAAACACGUUGAUUGUGGGAAUCGUCAGAAAAAUCCCACGUUACUCGGAGAGAACAAAGUUUUAAUAAGGGAUAUUGUUUGUCAGCAUCUGGAACUGAUCAUAGCCUUUCGUCGACACGCUCAUGUAGCUCUUCUUCACGAGUUCUCGCAUGUGUUCGGCAGCCUCGCGCUCAGUCUUUUCAAGGACAAAUCUGUCGCGGAAGUUUUUCAGCGUGUCAGGCUUAAAGCACGGCAGCCCGCUGUCAAGCAUCAGCGUGACAAUGUGUGAUAGCUUGGUUGCAAACGGUCUGGAAGCAAGGAAGGCUUUAACGACAAGUGACUCGAACCAACGGUAUGACUGCGAAUUCAUUGGGUUGUGACCACCAAGAGAAAUCCCACCGCUACCGCCGCUCGUUGACGACGAACCACCCGAGCUGCUCUGCCCUCCCAUUACGGCCACCAUUUCAGAGGUGAGCUUGAAAGGCGCGCGCUCGAAUCGAACACCACCUGGUGCUAUGUCGAAACAAAAGCCGAAAUCGAUGUGGAUGAUAUGGCCAGCGUCAUCGAUCAUAAUGUUUCCGUUAUGGCGGUCUUUGAAUUGGAGAAGGUAGGAUAUGACAGAGUAGGCAGCCAUGCUCUUGACGAAGUUGCUUCUUGCCUCUUGGAAGCGGGUAGAUUGUUCACCGCCAUACUUGGAAACGAAGUAAUCGUAGAGGCCAUUGACGGCUUCGCGACCAAGCAUGUCUCGUGAAAUAGAGUUAGGGAGCACAUCAAUUACACCACAACCUGGUGCUGUGGCCGUGACGCGAUAUGGGUAUACAAACACGUCCAAGCCAACACCCAUGAAAAUACUCCGGAAAGCUGCGAUCAUUUGCAGCGCCAGUACGUCCUGGCGGCAAUCGUCGCCUACCUUAAAGAUGGCUGACUGCCAGACCUCGUACGUUGAUUGAGAUUCUUGGGCAUCAGCAGUCUGCAGCACCGAGUCAUCAACACUUGCUUGGCGCUGUGAGGCAUCUGCCUUAACCUCUAGCAUCAUAGGACCAUUCCCAUUGCCAUUUUCCUCCACCUUUUUGGUCUUUCUAAUCCGGAAUGUCGCCAUGAACGGAGCCUUUGCGUGACUCUGUAAGGGCUUUCCAGAUUUUCGAUCAAUCCCGAUCACUUCUCCGUCUGGAUUACUUGGAAGAUACACCCCAACUUCUAAUUUGACCUGACGCAGUUCCUCCUCAAUUUUCUGCUUCUUCUCUGGCUUGCUUCGUUUGAUGUAAGGUCGUAGUUUUCCAGAGAUGCCUGUGAUUUCAUUGAAGAAAGAGAAUUCUCUCUCGUAGAAGGCACGAUCUUCCUCGGAGAAGUGACCGAUAAGCUUGUCAAGGAAUUGGUCCAGGACAGGUUUGAUAGGAUCAGGCUGUGAAAGGUCGCGAAAGUUAGCUCAAGUUUGACUUUUGAUUUCAGGACAGGGAGAAAACCAGAAUGGGGAGAGUAUCCAUACAAUCUGAGAAUCUUCAUCCUUGUAAGCAUUCGCUUUCAUGUUCCAGAUAACCUGAUGGGCAAAAAGCUGUGAUAGCUGUGCAGUCUCGAAGAUGUACCGCUCAACAUAGCCUAAGGCAUCAUAUCGCAGGGCUUGGACAAGCUGUGGGAUGUAGGAAAAGCUCACCUCCACAGGAUGGCUUUCCAGUGAUCUCACGGCAUACUGUAGGAUAAAUGGGUGGUUUCCAUAAACUGGUAAGAAAUAUGUUGACGCUUCAAUAGGGUUUACGGGAGCCCAGAAAAGAAGAUACUUGAGUUGAAACGACACAUCAGGAGGUAGCUCGGAUCCAAGGAGUAUAUUCAGGCUAUCGGGAUCGCCAAUGGCCUUCUCUGGAAAGUUGAGCAACAGCCAGCGCGCGUCGCUUCUAAGCUUUGGCGAGGGGAACCGGUUUGCGAGUUGUAGGGCUAAUCCAUGGUUUUCUGCCCAUGCUAGCCUCAUCAGGGACGAAAUAAUCUGCAAAUCAGGGUUAGAUAGAACUUGAUUAUGGAACAUGGAAGGGACGGUUCAUUGCAGCGGGCAGCAGACCUCGGGAUCGACCUUAUUCCCUGAGCUUGAACUAUAAUUCCGUCUCUCAUGCUCCAAUGGGAAAAGCCAUACUCGUAGUCGGAAUCGCUCGUUUUCAAUAAGUAGCCGGACUAAUUCUUGUUUGGCUUGGAGGGAUUUCCUCGCGGCGGAUGCCCCUGUGGCUAUACGGGAUGUGCUUUCAAGAUGCGACUCAAUAUCCUGAAGAACCUUGUCUUCAGCCUUCAUCUGUAGGCGGUUACCGCCUAGGGACCACCUUGAAAGGGGGAAAAAAGCAAAUUAGCGACACAUCCUAAAUCAAAUACUUGAUUAUUUAUAGAUAAAUACCUACCUAGGCGGAUGGCUGAACCAGCUCAAAGCAGCAGAAAGGAUUUGAUCCUUCAAUUUCCAUAAAGCAAUUUUCGUUUGCGACGUACAAUAUCGGAGAACCUUUAAGCCAAACAAGACGAUGUGGAAAUGAAUUUCACGCGCAAGUGGGUGGCCGGUGGUAUUUUGUAGUUCAACCAAAGUGACUCCUACAAGACGACUAAAUAUGCGUUGGGUGUGGACACUACCAAGUCUAGUGGCAUUAAAGUGGCUUUCGAAGAACUGAAGGAUACGAAAGUGUGGCGAUAUGAUAUUCUGCGCUUUCCGCUGGCGUUUGAGGACUAUGGAUUUAUCCGAUGGAGAAAACUCCGUUUUGGUCAUGAAUGGGUCAACGAAUCUAAAUGAAUUGAAUAAUGAGGUUAGUGAAGCAAAGGCGCAUGAAGUUUUAUUUUCACGUACUUGAAAUUAGGGUUGAAGAUCCCCAACUUCCUCUGAAUGGUCCGCUCCCACGCUUGUGCAACUUCCGUCAGUAUCCUUGACUCGGUUUGUGGAUUCUCAUGGAUCGCGCCCAGCCAUAAAGAAAUGCCCAUUUUGAUCGACUCUCUUGUAAACAUCUGGAAUGGGAUAUUAACGAGGUGUGAGAUGAUAAUGGUUUGCGAUUCGCUAGCGCUACAGAUCAGCGCAGUAGCUUUGCGAAGAAGAUUCCGGCACUGCUCUAGCAUGACGGGUUGGCCGUUAGAUAUUCGGGAUUCCAACUCGACGAGCAUUGACAGCGUGUCCUGAAUGGUAUCUAGGUGUGUCGAAGCGGUCGAAUCGUCUCUAGAAAUUUGGUUAAGGGGGAGUGCCCAUCCCUGAUAGUGUAAACUUGGUGCCUCGGAAUAGCGAUACUCCUGGCGGGUUGUAUACUGAGCAAUAAAAUCGGAAGCCACGUUUACGAUCGAAUUUUCAUUACCCUCGAUGGAGCCUAAGGAGCCCGUUAUUAGUAUGUUCAGGGUGUUGUGGAGAAUUCACACAUUUAAUUUACCUAAUCUUUGAUCACUGGAUGGAAUAGCAGAACCCAUUUCCAAGGCGAAUGAACGGCCGAUAGAGAUAUGGCCAUAGGCGCCGUCGUCCUCGUAAUCCGAAAGGUAGGUUUGGAGCAAGCCCUUAACAUCCAACGGCGCAAUAUUCAUGACUGUCGAUACCCAUGUUUGUGCCAAUCUAUAAAAAGUGGUGAAAGUGAGCCUCCUAAAGUCGUAGUUAUCUGAUAACUCGACCUUAACGACGCCCCUCGUGGAGGUGAAAGUAGAUUUCCACUCGAACUCGUCGAGUUCCUCGUCUAAGCACGAUGACCACAUGAUAGUCAAUAGAUCCAAAAGGACAAAAAGAGAUCGUUUUUGGCACAGAGAAGAGGGGCAUUGAUUGAUUAUUUUGCUGGCAGUGGCUGCAGCAACCUGCUGUAUUUUUUCGAUUCGAUGGCAACAGGCCAUAAGUGUGUCUGCCAGCUGCCCAGAAAUAUGCGCGGCUGAGAAUUUUGCAGAUCCAGAUAGAGCUUUUUCAAGGUAGAUUGACACAACUUUGUCUGCAAUAGCGUUCAUGCAACUGCCGACAUCCGUACUGUUAAGGGCAGGGUCGAGGAAAUAAGUUAGAACUUUGGUGCAGUCCCCAGAUGCAGCCCGCAGGCUCUCAAUCAGUAAAGUGGCGUUCAAAAAGACUGUUUUCGGAUAGCUCAACCGCCUGAUAUCGUAU
Blastomyces gilchristii SLH14081 is the source of this 7182-nucleotide messenger RNA. RefSeq lists its product as uncharacterized. The record is from RefSeq and is a predicted model, not a curated record. NCBI's taxonomy places the organism in Eukaryota, Fungi, Ascomycota, Eurotiomycetes, Onygenales, Ajellomycetaceae. The transcript has a single exon. The coding region runs from base 1062 to 1973 and encodes 303 amino acids.